GUGGGCGUGGCCACCGCGUGGAGCAUCGCUGUGCAGGAACUGUCAUCGAGCUGCAGCGCUGAGACAUGCUAACCUGCCUCUGGACCGGGAAUACAACCACCCAGCUUCAGCCCCAGCAUGACACAAGGCUCCAGGGAGGGGAUCGGUGUGGAUGGGGGGAGGAAUCCGUCCACAAAGCCCGAAGGUUGCGACGAGGAGGAGAGCGGAGAGCAGGCGAGCGAGGAGCGCAGUACAAAGGGAGACGGCGGAGUGGAAAUCCUUAAUCCAUCAGCCCCGGGUCUGGGCUCCGGUCUCGGCUCCGGUUCAGCCCCGGUGCCCCCCGCCUCUCCGCCCAGCCGAACCGGCUCAGCCUCGAACCAGCAGCCUCAGACCUCCGCGGAAUCCGCCCCUCCGUGUCACGACCAGCAUCAUUUUCUGCGAUCCAGCGUCCGACCUCCGAGCAAGCGGAUACGGAAGGAUUCCGGCGGCGCCGCUAUCAAUGGACAUGGCGGGGCCAGAUCCAAAGGUCCAGAGAAUGGGUCUUCCUCCCACGGGGCUGUGGGACAGUCGGGACCCAUUGCCAACUCCACAGGAGGAGUGUCCAAGGCAUCCAAGGGUCAAGGGUCUGCUGAGAAGGAGGAGCAAGCUGGUAGCCAGAAACGAGCUCGUCGGCAGUGGGAGUCUUGGAGCGCAGAGGACAAAAACAGCUUCUUUGAGGGGCUCUAUGAGCAUGGAAAGGAUUUUGAGGCAAUCCAAAAUAACAUUGCAAUGAAGUACAAGAAGAGGGGCAAGCCGGCCAACAUGGUGAAGAACAAAGAGCAGGUCCGUCACUUCUACUACCGCACCUGGCACAAGAUCUCCAAACACAUCGACUUUGCCAAUGUUUACUCCAGGGUGUUGAAGAAAUCUUCUCAAGAACUGUACGGUCUUAUCUGCUAUGCCGAGCUCCGCAAGAAAGUUGGAGGAUUAAUGGAUGAUAAAAACGUUGCAAAGUUGAACGAACUCAUCCAGCAAGGAGCCACCACAGUGCGUUCUAAAGGGAGGAACCUGCGAAUCAAAGCACCAAUGUGUCGUGCGCUGAAGAAACUCUGUGAUCCAGAUGGUGUGAGUGAUGAAGAGGACCAGAAGCCAGUGCGCUUACCCCUGAAGGUGGCGGUGGAGCUCCAGCCACGCAGUAAUCACUCCUGGGCCCGCGUUCAGAGUCUCGCCCACAAUCCCCGGCUCAGGAUGGUGGUGGAGCUCCACAGGAAAGUUUCCAGCCUCAUCGAGUAUCUGAAACAGAAGUGGGCUUACCAGGACCAACGGAUUCUUAAGAGUCUCAUGGAGAGGGAGGCUCUAGAUGGCGGUCAGUCCGAACCAGCCUCUCCCAGCAAAGCUCAGCAGGAGGAGCUCUUUCUCUUCCCGGCUGAGAACAGUACCUUGACCACACUCCCCGGUGUGGCACGAGUGGUUCAUUCCAAGGCCUCCUGCACUGUACAUUGGCUAGAAACUGGCAAGAACCGGCCCAAUGCCAAGGAACUACCAGCUGCGCAGAUCUUAGGCAUUCACACAGCACCAUCUCAACGAGGUGGCAACAAAUCUGGACGGGGAAGUGCUGCUGUUGCUGGUGUUCCAGCGACUGCACUGGGCGAUUCUCGUCGGACUGAACCCUCUAAUGUUGAAUCAAUUCCUGACACUCCUCCAAAGGUAGAAGAGAAGAGACCUCAGUCUCUCUCUCUUUCCUCUCAGCAAACUGCAUGUCAUGGAGAAGAAGGAAAUGGUUUGGGAUCUUGUGAGACUGGCAAGACGUGCAGUGGUGGGGAGGCCAGUGGUGGCUUAGCAGUGACGAAAAGCGCAGAUAUGUUGUAUAGUGGUGCAGAGAACUCAUCCGAGCAAUGCAAAGAAGAGCAGAGCAGCAGUUCUUCUCCAGAUGCAACACAGACCACUCCAGCAAAACCCUCCGUGACGAGCUCAGAGGAGGGCGUGUCACAGGGCUCUGCACCACUCGCCAAAGAACGGACCGCUGAGCAGAUCAGAGAGGAAGGCUGGAGCGCCCGUGAUGCAGAGAACGUCACUCUUGCUGAGCUCUACCUGAUGUCUGGAAAACCAGGCAAGCUCCAGCUGGAGUAUGAAUGGCAGGCAAUGGCAGUUUUGUCCAGCAACCAAGAAAAUGCUCAGCCUGCAGUCCAGGACAAGUCCAGCAGGUCAAAUCGAGUUUUGCGCUGCCUGCUAAAACUGGUUACAACCGAGGUCAAUCCAAAACCUUUGGCUCCAGAGAUGUGCUCCACAGCCACGUCCCCACUCAAGACCCAGCAGGAGGAGCAGACCCAGGCCCUCACUCCUCCAGGGAAGGGAUCAGUCCCGGGCGUUCGCAGCCCCGGCUGUGGACGACAACAGGCUGCUGUCCGCGUGGCCAGGAUUCACCCGACAAACGCUGCACCCUCAGGUGGACGCAACCUUCCUCGCUCUCUGCUGGGGUCGACUGCUGGCAGUGACUCCGAGGGCAGCGUGUUCGCGGUGCCCACCACCCUCCCCCCCAACAGCACACGGCACAACAGAAUGUUCUCCCCUAACAAGGAAGCUCAGCUGGCCUUCAGGCAGCAGCUCGACUCCAUCAGUAUGCAGUCAGAUCUUUUCCUUUCUAGACAGAGAAAACCUCGGAGCAGACAACUUCGAAAACCUCUUGUAGUUCAGCGAACACUGCUGCCCAGAACAACAGGAGACACUCCUCAACAUGUGUGCUCUUUCUCCAUCCUCUCAAACUCCUCUGCUACAGGAACUGGAUCCUUCCGGCCAAUUCAUACUCGCCUGACUCCUUCCUCCCGCCCUCCCCUGACCAAAACUACGCCUGCAGCGUCCAGCCCUGCACCAGCCAGCCACCUCUCCAGUGCCAUUGACCUGGCAGCCAAGUCUGCAGGCAUCAUCCCUGGCAGUCCCUGUCGGCAACUAGACUCUUCCUCUGCUGACGACAGCACUCUGCUGGCAACAACACCCAUUGUUGAUGCUGAACCAGAGUCCCAGCUCCUCCGGCAAAAUGUCCCAGAGAAUGGUUUGCCUCCACCGUCUCCUGGAGUGACUGGUGGUGGAGACUCGCUGCUCUCUCCUCCCAGUGUCGCCUCCCUCCUCGACAUCUCCCUGCCAGGCCCCCCAGAAGAGGCUCUCGCCCCCGGAGAACCUCAAACACACAUCAGCGACUCCAUCAUCGAGCUUGCCAUCAACUCAACACACUACGGUGAAGAGGCUGCUCUUUCUCCAGCUAAACUGGGCAAUGGCGACCACUCCAAACUGCUGGCCUCGUCUCCCUCCGUCAGCCCAUCCAGAGGCUGGAUCCCGUCACCGAGCCACGACCCCCAGUGGUAUCCCAGCGACUCCUCCGACUCCACCCUGGGGUGCCUCCUUUCCAGCAUGGUGUCCCCUGAUAAGAGCAAGCGGUCCACCCUGACCCCCUCCGGUCCCUCCAGCGGCACGGCCCUGCUCGGCCCCAGCCUCCUGGACUGCAGCUCCCAUGACUCCUUCCAGUCCCGUGGCCUUCCUGAUGUGGCAGAGAUGGACUCUCAGCUUGCCUGCAUGAUGAGCGAGAGCAGUGUGGACUACAUCGCUCGGUUCAAUGACCUGGCUCAGGAGCUGGCGGUGACAGAACCCUCCAUCCCACCUCCCUGAAGAACAGGAGAGCCGGCUCCGCCGGGCCAAUGCCAUCUGGAGGACACGCAUCGCUGAGUGAGAGGAAGAGAUGUCUCCUGUUUGACUUUUCCUCCGUUUUGGAGGAAACGUGGAGAAAGUCCAGUCUCCCCUAAAGCCAUCCCUGCCCCGUUUGUCAAAGUGCAAUAGAACAGUGAACCCCAGCCAUUGUACAAAGCAAGUUGGUUUCACUGAACUCUUUUUAUUAUUUUUAAGUUAAGAUGCCCUUUAAAAACAAACACUUUAGAUAAAUAAAUGUGUUUACAAAACGCAACCUCAUGUACAGGAAAAUACUAUGCCAUAUUUGAACAAAAUAUUUUCACUAGUCUGUCUUGUCCUGCUCUGUGUGUGUGUGCGUGUGUGUGUGUGUGCGUGUGUGCGUGCGUGUGUGUCUUAACUAAAUGUGCAAGUCAUAUCUGACCAGGCAGCCGCUGAAGUGUGAUUUUAUUUUAUUUUUUUAUCUUAUUUUUUUAAACUAAUGGCAGCAAGAAAUAGGUUGAAUCUGGUUAGAAGUUCCGGUUCUGGCUCAGUUGCAAAUGUGGAAACAGAACACGUGGAGGAACAAACUUUGUUGUUGCACUUCAUUUCCCGUGCCCAUCAUCUCGUAUCAGUUCAGGUCUUAUCGGUUUUAUUUUAACUGCAUGUUUGGAAUUUGGUUUUAUUUCUCACAGCCACAUAUAGAAUGGCAGCUUGUUGAUUAACUUUACAGAUGUGAAUUUCUGGAGUUACUACCCUUGAAUUUUACAUUGAAAUCUUUUUUUUUUUAUUUAUUUAUCUCUGCACUUGCAGCAAAUUUUGAGGUGCUAAAAUUGGCAGAAACAACUGAACAAAUGACCUUCAUUUUCAGUUGUUUGAGUGGAAAAAGUUGGAAGGACAAUUUUAACCCUUUUUUUUCCUUCCACAUUUCAUUAAGCUGGUUCUUAUUUUUUAUAUAUUAUUUCCGAAACCUUUACUUCUGGUGAGAUUUUUGAAUAAUCUCAUGACGUGGUAAUAUUUCAGCUACACUGAGAAACAUAAUAUUUGAGCUGAUUUACCUUGACUCACUUGUGUGCAUCCGGCAGUCCCAACUACUUCAGAAAAGUGUUUUCAGUCAUGUGCUUUUUUCAUUACUGGACUCGAAUUACAUACAUAUCUCUUGGUUAUUAAAAGGAAGUAAUUGAACACUCAGUUUAAACUUCAUAAAAAUGAGCAGUCAAAAAGAAUGUAAUUAAAUCAAACACUAAAGCCAUAGCUGACUUCCUGCUUCUUUUAUUCAACUUUUAUGUCAUUAAAAAGGAAAAAAAACUUGCAUAACUUUAAUUCCAAUUAGAUUAUUAUUGGGGUGUGACAACACUAUAACUAAUAGCAGCAUGAUCGGCUUCUAAAUGUGUUCUUCCUCUAACAUCAUGUCAUGAUUGUUUGAGAUUAGAGGCCGGUUAGAUUAAGAGGUCCGGUAGUUGAUGGUGAAUACAUAGAUUUAAAACAUGCUGUCCUGAUUCUGUGCGUUACACAUUUAAAAUAACAAUCAUUAAUGUACAUUAAUGCGAAUGUCUUAUCAACAAUGGUUUAAUUGGAGUGUAAAACUGUAGGCGAGGUGGUGUCAUCAUUCCAUAAAAGUGAUAAUUUUUUUGCUUUCCUUUAAGCCCUUUGAAGGUUUUGGUUUAUUUGUUAAUGCUAUGUGAUGUUUAUACAUUUGAGAAAGAUCUGAAACGCACCCUGUCACAUUACAUUCUAAAUAAGGAAUAAAUGGCAGGUUUUGUCACUAAAUCUGGCAAGCUUGUCUGUUCCUGUUGAAGGAUUUGUUUGUACAAAUGGGAAUUCCAAUAUUCAUUGCAAUUGUGUAACAUAGUGUAAAUUGUUAUUUGGACUAUUUAUUGUUAAGAUUUCUGAAAAAAGUGGUUCCUGUUUAACUUAAUUUUAAGGUAACAUCUAAAAAAAGAAAAAACAGUUUUCAGUCUGUAAAAAGUGUUUUUAUUCUGUGUAUAA
Messenger RNA from Cololabis saira (Pacific saury), 5601 nucleotides. RefSeq names its product cramped chromatin regulator homolog 1 (gene cramp1). Gene Ontology annotation, biological process: pattern specification process. The record is from RefSeq and is a predicted model, not a curated record. Lineage: Eukaryota; Metazoa; Chordata; Actinopteri; Beloniformes; Belonidae. Gene Ontology annotation, molecular function: chromatin binding. Gene Ontology annotation, cellular component: nucleus. The transcript is spliced from 20 exons. The coding region runs from base 118 to 3618 and encodes 1166 amino acids.